ACACUUUAUUUAAGAAAGUAAGAUACGGGUUCUCAUUUUGCCAACCUCUACCUGUAACCUUGAUUGGGAAAAUGUUGGAAGAUGAAUAACAUUAGAUUUAAACACAAACACAAAAUGGUUGAUAUUACAACAAAACUAGCGAGUCUUACACUAGUAUGUUUAUACUUCAGAAAUUCUAUAUGCGAUGUGGUGAAAGUUCCUGCCCCGAGAAACGCACAUGAACGCAACAGCCAAUUGGCUGGAGCAGUGAGACGCCUGCACAAAGGGGAAAGCGCGUAGAACGAUGAACUGUCGGAAAUGUGAUGGAAGUUAUGGAUCACAGAGUCAACAGCGUGCCAAAUGUCUCUAAAGUGGUUGACCCAGAUCUGGCAUGGAAGAGUUUCAACCCAGUUCACCCGAGAAACGCAGGGUCUACUGCAGCUGCCACACAUUUGACCCUAACAGAGGACUCUGAGAGAAGUGGGAUCGUUCCAGCUCUAGUUGCUGCAGCUUUGUUUAUUACCCUUUUGCUCACUCUGUAUGCAGUUUUGUGGAAGUGUAUGGACUCAAAAGUACCUCAACGAAAGAAGAGUAAGGUGAGAGUGAGAGUGCGGCAGACGGAUACUGUAUAAAAUCUGCAUACAGUGUGCUACGGGUUACUUUGUCAUUUUGGAUUUACAUGGAGAGAGUUUUUGGAGUAUUUGGACUUUUAUUGGCUGAAAUGAAAAGAAGACCCAGAUAAUAUUUAAAACCCUGUUGGUCUUUUUGUGAGGUAUUGGAUCAUGCCGUUUUGGCUAGUGUUCCUGUGAACUCUGCUCCACUCGGCUCUCAGUGACUAUGAUCAAUGUCAUCAGAUCAAUAUUCCCUUAUAUGGUCCAUUUGACCUUAGGUGUAAUUUUAAAAUAGAUUUUUAUUGUACUAUCUCAAGUCAUAUUUUUCCACAAAAUAUGGGUUAGAGAGUUUUGUUAGCAUAAACAGCGAUAAGGCACAACACUACUGAUUGUAUAUUUAUCAUAAUGUAGCUAUCAGAAGCACAAGCACUUCUACCCCUCUGCAUGUGAAAUUGCUGUAUUAUAUUUUAUAUAUAUUGUACAAUAUUUUUAUUUUUUUUAAUCUUUUACUUAGCUCUUUAACGACAGCUUCUUUGUUUGUAUUGUCCACUGUUUUGAUGAAAUUUUGUAAAUACUCAUUAAAUGAUCUGAUAUCCA
Molecule: messenger RNA, 1187 nt
Organism: Boleophthalmus pectinirostris (great blue-spotted mudskipper)
Lineage: Eukaryota; Metazoa; Chordata; Actinopteri; Gobiiformes; Gobiidae
Exons: 5
Coding region: 303-611 (102 amino acids)
Source: RefSeq, a predicted model, not a curated record